Corylus avellana is the source of this 675-nucleotide messenger RNA. The record is from RefSeq and is a predicted model, not a curated record. NCBI's taxonomy places the organism in Eukaryota, Viridiplantae, Streptophyta, Magnoliopsida, Fagales, Betulaceae.
AUGGACAGACUAAGAGACACACUUUCUAUAGAGUCUUCAGAAGGAAAGGAAGAUUUGACCAUUAGAUGGCAAAUGAUGUUGUGGAAGUCGUAUGUUUACCUUAUUACUAUAGGAAUGUUGAUUGCUUUGCUCAUGGGGCUGAGUAUGUCAUGGACUACAAUUACUGCUGCACUUGCUCUUGUGGUUCUUGAUUUCAAGGAAUCUAGGCCUUGCCUUGAAAAGGUCUCCUAUUCACUUUUGAUUUUCUCUUGCGGAAUGUUUAUCACAGUAGAUGGCUUUAACCAAACUGGAAUCCCAAGUACUCUAUGGGACCUCAUGGCGCCUUAUGCACAGAUUGAUCAUGCUAGCGGGAUAGCAGUUCUUGCCAUUGUCGUUCUUCUCCUGUCAAAUUUGGCUUCAAGCGUACCAACUGUUUUGUUGCUGGGAGGACGAGUGGCAGCAUUGGCAGCUGUAAUUUCUGCAGUUGAUGAGAAGAAGGCAUGGCUCAUCUUAGCUUGGGUUAGCACGGUAGUUGGGAACCUCUCAUUACUAGAAUCAGCUGCAUACUUAACAGUGUGUGAAGAGGCUCGCAGAGCUCCACGUCUUGGGUACACUUUAUCUUUUUGGAGCCAUCUUAAAUUUGGACUCCCCUUGACCCUUAUAGUCACUGCUAUUGGUUUGAUACUCAUACUAUGA